Molecule: messenger RNA, 917 nt
Organism: Hylaeus anthracinus
Lineage: Eukaryota; Metazoa; Arthropoda; Insecta; Hymenoptera; Colletidae
Gene: robl
Product: dynein light chain roadblock-type 2
Exons: 3
Coding region: 230-523 (97 amino acids)
Biological process (GO): microtubule-based movement
Cellular component (GO): cytoplasmic dynein complex; centrosome; cytoplasm
Molecular function (GO): dynein intermediate chain binding
Source: RefSeq, a predicted model, not a curated record
GGUGGCGUUUAAAGCUCAAGAAACACGUCUGUUUAUUCUACUUUCGAUGUUAUUUAUAAAAUAUAUGAACGAUUAGUGUGGACGGUAGGAAUUAGGAUCCAAUCAUUCAAUGAUCCAAGCAGAUCCAAGUGACGGUUUAUUCUUAUCAAAUUCUCCAUAUAUAGUAUAAUUUCGAACUUCUUAAUUAAUAUUGUAAUACAUUCAACAUAAGAUUAACAUAAUAUAAAAAAUGGCACAAGAAGUAGAAGAAACUAUGAAACGUAUUCAGUCUCAUAAGGGAGUAGUUGGAACAAUUGUAGUCAAUGCAGAAGGUAUUCCAAUCAAGUCUACGCUGGAUAACACUACCACAGUUCAGUAUGCAGGUUUGAUUAGCCAACUGUCAGAUAAAGCUCGAUCUGUUGUUCGAGAUCUAGAUCCAACAAAUGAUCUUACUUUCCUACGCAUUCGUAGUAAGAAACAUGAGAUAAUGGUUGCUCCAGAUAAGGAAUUUAUACUUAUAGUAAUUCAGAACCCAGUUGAUUGAUAUCCAAGAAAAGAGAUAACAUAUAUGAAAAUAUAUGCUUUACUUGUUGAUGAAUUAUUUUACAUAGCACAUUCCAUUCUAACUUUAACUAUUCAUUAUUACUCUUACAGAAAAGCAGUGUUUGAUUUCUAUUUCACAAAUAACUUUAGAAAUGUGCUUUAUAAUUGCUUCCAAAGAUUGAAAAUCACGCAUGCUACUUUAAAACAAAAAAAUAAAAAAAAAAAUGUUAAUCAUUAAUUUAACAUUUUGAUAGUUACAGUCUUGUUAAAUUAAAAGUUUUUAUUUAUUUAUUAUAAAUUAUAAGUAAUACAUUUGACUGAUUUGUGUUACAUAAUUCAAAUUGUUGCUUUUAAAUAAAUUUUGGUUACAAGGAAAUUAAAUAGAUUUUAAUGUU